Messenger RNA from Melanaphis sacchari, 1862 nucleotides. RefSeq lists its product as uncharacterized. The record is from RefSeq and is a predicted model, not a curated record. The transcript is spliced from 5 exons. Lineage: Eukaryota; Metazoa; Arthropoda; Insecta; Hemiptera; Aphididae. Bases 210 to 1454 code for a protein of 414 amino acids.
UUCUUGUUCAUCGCAGUUAUAUUGCUCUGGUAACGUUCGCGUCCGGUGCUCAGUGUUUUAUUGAAAUUCAUUUUCGUCAAGUCUCUUUCAUUUCUUCGAUUUGCGUUCACGAUUACUUAUCAUAAUUUCGUAUUUGCUCAAUAGAUUUAUACAAUACAUAAACUAGCUAUCUUUCUUCCGUUUCUGGCACGACGUACGAUAUUAUUACCAUGGUGUCGUGCGUAGUGUCAAUAUUGCUGACCACGGCGGCUUGGUGCAUAUCCGCCAGUGCCCUUGCCGUCCCGGAGAUUAUGACCGCAACCGUGUUAACGAACGGCUCGUCGGUGACCGCAGACUGGACUACACCGUCUGUGACCUUUACAGCAGAAGCCACCGAAUCUUCACCGACCAUAGUUGUGUACAAUAGUAGCAGUGCUGACGACGACAACAGAGACUCCAGGUUCCUGAGUUUCUCAAUGGGCUCAGACCAGGCGGCCGGAACCGCCACCAAUUCGCUAUUGCAAGAAAAACAGGACGAGCCGACCACCGACCCAAGCGCCCAUCUAGUCGACAUUUACACUGACUGUCUGAUGCAGCUAUCGUUCCCAUGUGUCCAACGCAAAUUACUGUUGUUCCUCGACAAACUUGGCAGAAUGAAAGGAUUCAGUGUUCUGGGUGAUCUGCUAUCGGUGGUCAGGAUCAAAAGGGACAUGCGACCACCGCUGAACGAGACUGACUUGAUGGCCAGAUUAAACACUGUUGAUGAACAAAGCGCUCUAUCUGCGCUCAUGGUGCACACCCUCGACCGUUUUAUCGGGUCACACAUACUCCGCGUAACUUUGCCAUCUGGGAUUACAGCAGCGCUUAAAGGAAACGCUCGAUCCAUCGCCGGCAACACUUUAGACAUAAACUUGUCUAGGGCUAUUGGAGAAGGGAGAGGAAAGAAUAAAAAGUACAAGAAAAUGAUGCACAUGAUGAUGAUGGGGCUAAUGGGUAAAAUGGCGCUUAUGGGUCCGCUCAUGAUGUUGAUGAUCAAAGUGAAGGCCAUUAAAGCGCUGCUUUUGAGUAAACUCGCACUUCUGUUGAGUUUAGGACAGAUGAUGAAGGGCAAAAAAAGCGGUGCAUCUGGCAAAGAAGUGAUCAUCGUACAUGAUAACCACGGGGGAGGCGGAGGCGCGGAAUACGGUGCUGGAACUGCAGCCGGAUGGGUGUCCGGUCACACAGCAACAGGUUGGUCGACGGGCGGAGGUGGUGAUAGCUACUCGGCGGGAUCACACAUCGGCGGUGGUGACAACACGUAUGCCGGCGGCCAAGACUCCUAUUCAUCAGGCGCAGGAAUGCCCAGUGGCUGGGCGGGCGUCAACGGACAUGGCGGUAGCGGCUGGGCGAGAAAGUCCAUGGUGCACGAACCACAUUGGGUGGCUUACCGAGCUUAUAUUCCUACACCCGAAGACGACCAUGCCAACGAAAAAUGACUCGACAAUCUAGACUAAAACAUAUGACCUAAUGCAUAUUAUAUUAUUGUAGCGUAUAACGUACAUCAUAUUAUUAUGUACGUGUUAUUCGCGAUUACGCAAAGUAUAAACGACAUUAUACAUAAGUUAUUUAUUUUAUUAUUUUUAAUGGUCAAUCUGUGCGUGUAUGAUAUAUGUAGUAUGUACGAUUUGGAUGAUACGGGAAACUUGCAAAUACGAACCACGGGUGUUGGAAAUUUAGUGAGCCGUGUAGUACUUCAACAAAAAUAUCCUUUUCGUCAUGCCCCAUAUAUUAUUUUAAUUUAAUAUUACGCACUUUUGUGACCACGUCGAUUAGUAUUUAUUUUAUAUUUAUUUGUAAAUAUUAUUUUUUUAUCUAUAUACUCUCAAUAUUUAUUAUUUAUUGAA